AUGUCUCUCGAUCAGACAUUGGAUAACCUUAAUAGCACAUUAACAAGGAUUGCCGGAUUAUUACAUACUGUUGAGAUUGCUAUUAUAAUAGUCGCCGUGGCAUUAGCUAUCUUAAUGAUAGGGUCGGUUGCAACUUGUUAUUACGACAAAUAUAAAAAAUAUCAUCAACUUCCUGUGGAUAAUACAAAUCCGUCAUAUGAACGGAGUUCAUUUCAUUAUAAGAACGUCAAUGAAACAGCUUAA
Messenger RNA from Auanema sp. JU1783, 243 nucleotides. Lineage: Eukaryota; Metazoa; Nematoda; Chromadorea; Rhabditida; Rhabditidae. The record is from the annotation of a GenBank genome assembly.